Centruroides sculpturatus (bark scorpion) is the source of this 398-nucleotide messenger RNA. RefSeq names its product neurotoxin E1x-like. NCBI's taxonomy places the organism in Eukaryota, Metazoa, Arthropoda, Arachnida, Scorpiones, Buthidae. The record is from RefSeq and is a predicted model, not a curated record. Bases 12 to 272 code for a protein of 86 amino acids. The transcript is spliced from 2 exons. Gene Ontology annotation, molecular function: toxin activity; sodium channel inhibitor activity. Gene Ontology annotation, biological process: defense response. Gene Ontology annotation, cellular component: extracellular region.
UACCAUCGAAGAUGAAUUCGUUGUUGAUGAUCACUGCUUGUUUGGUCCUGAUCGGAACAGUGUGGGCAAAGGAAGGUUAUCUGGUGGACGUAAAGGGCUGCAAAAAAAAUUGCUGGAAAUUGGGAGAAAACGAUUUUUGCAAUAGGGAAUGCACAUGGAAGCACAUAGGAGGUAGUUCCGGCUAUUGUACAUGGUUAGCAUGCUGGUGCAAAGGUUUGCCCGAAAGUACACAGACUUGGCCCCUUCCUAAUAAAACAUGCGGCAAAAAAUAAUGGCAACGACUUUUUAGUGUCCACCAACAGAAAUAUUAUAACGCUUCUUAAUUCCAAGUAAAUAAAAUAAAAUGUAAUACUUUCAUUUGAAAUAUUUUUAUUAUGUGAUGUACAGUUUACUGUAUA